UCGGUCAAAGACACGGCGAAGAAACUGGCGGAUGGCAUCUUCUCAGCGUACAAAGACUACCUUCAGCCGGGCGAGACCGUCGGGCUCUUCAGUGAAAGCGGUGAACCCUACUGGUGGUACGAAGCUGGCCUGGUCUGGAACUCCUUGGUCGAAUACUCCUACUUGACUGGAGAUAAACAAUAUGACGACAUCGUUUCCGAGGCGCUUGUCUGGCAGAUUGGCCAAGCAGGAAACGCCCCGUACCAGCCUGCCAACCAGACCCGGACUGAGGCCAAUGAGGACCAGAUUGUGUGGGCUCUCGCGGCGUUGACGGCCGCUGAGACGGGAUUCAAAGAGCCAAAGAACAUCAAGUGGCUGGAUCUUGCGAAGGGAGUCUUUGACGCGCAGACGCAGCGGUGGGAUGGUGAAACGUGCGGCGGAGGGUUGAGGUGGCAGAUGCUUACUUUCAAUGCCGGAUAUGACUGGAAGAACUCUGCUACUAAUGCUGCGUUCUUCCUUCUUUCGGCACGUCUGGCGGCUGUCACCGGAAACAAGACCUACUCGGAGUGGGCAGAGAAGAGUUACAAAUGGUCGCGAGACGUUGGCCUAAUAUCGGAGUCCUACGAUGUCUUCGAUGGCACAAAUGUGCGAUCGGGCUGCUCAGAUGUGACUAAAUCCCAGUGGACUUCCGUACAUGCCAUGUACAUCGAAGGGUCCGCAUCACGCAACUCCACUUUCCCUGCCGAAGGCCUUGCCACCAGAUUCCGUGACAAAUUCAUCAGCGAACCCGAGAAGGUGCUCGUCGAGGCCGCAUGCGAGGAACGCAACAUCUGCGAUACCAGCAUGAGGUUCCUCAAGGGUAUUGCCGCCCGGUUUCUUUGGCGCGCCGGAGCCACCUCCACUCCUGUCUCCGAUGCUCUCGACGCAUCCCUCCGGGAGUCCGCAAAGAAGGCAGCGCAAGAGUGUGAAGGCCAGGGUACUGAGCUCACAUGUCGCUUUGUGUGGGCAGGGGAAAACAGGGAAAAGAGCAAGGUGGCUGAGGGCGGCUUACCAGAAGUCUUCAAUGCGCUUUCAGUCGUCCAGGGUCGCCUGUAUAAGAAGGCUGGUGCGAAUGCAUCUGCAGGUGGCAGUCCUGUGAUCAAUCCCUCAGCAAGUCCGUCAGGCGGUAGUCCUUCUGGAAGUCCAUCUGGCACUCCCACUGGCUUUACCGCACCUCCACAAGGAACUGGAGCUGCUGGUAGGAUCACUGUCGCCUGGAUAGGCGCCACUUUGGCUGCGAUGCUUUUUGCGGCAGGAAUGUAG
Westerdykella ornata is the source of this 1281-nucleotide messenger RNA. RefSeq names its product glycoside hydrolase. The record is from RefSeq and is a predicted model, not a curated record. The annotation marks the transcript as partial. Gene Ontology annotation, molecular function: mannan endo-1,6-alpha-mannosidase activity. Gene Ontology annotation, biological process: fungal-type cell wall biogenesis; carbohydrate catabolic process. Lineage: Eukaryota; Fungi; Ascomycota; Dothideomycetes; Pleosporales; Sporormiaceae. The transcript is spliced from 2 exons.